Parathielavia appendiculata is the source of this 2437-nucleotide messenger RNA. RefSeq lists its product as uncharacterized. The transcript is spliced from 2 exons. Bases 233 to 2437 code for a protein of 734 amino acids. The record is from RefSeq and is a predicted model, not a curated record. Gene Ontology annotation, molecular function: chromatin binding. NCBI's taxonomy places the organism in Eukaryota, Fungi, Ascomycota, Sordariomycetes, Sordariales, Chaetomiaceae. Gene Ontology annotation, cellular component: nuclear inner membrane.
CCAACAAAGCUGCAACAUCCCAAAACCUUCUCCAAACUGUCCUAAUAGAUUCUUGCCAGAAGAGGCAUUGUCGCCCUGGCGCAUUCCAUUGCGUAUCAACGACGAUCUGUGGAACCCUCCGUCUUGCAGCGUGCUGCAUGCAUUUUAAAAUCUUUGUCAAUCCAUCUUAGCCACUCUAUACGCCACGCCGUCCUGGUAGAGCCCUCUUGUCGAGCUCUGGACAAUCGCCAUCAUGUCCGACACGGAGAACGUCGAUUACUUGCAAGCAAAUUUCGAUCCCUGGUCGCUGACAGUCCCGCGCCUGCGCUCCAUCCUCGUCACUCACAACAUUCAAUAUCCCUCCCAGGCCAAGAAACCCCAGCUGGUCGAGCUCUUCAACGAACAUGUCCUGCCGCAGUCUGGGAAGAUCCUGGCCACCCGUGCUCGCGCGAAGCGUACGAGCAGGGGCAUUGUGGAUGCCGACUCACACAGCACCACCAGCACUGAUUUCAAUGACGAGCCCAUGCCACUGCCGCCCUCGGCGAGGCGCUCGCGGUCGCCCAGAAAGACAACGAGGGUGAAGCGAGAGUCUGAAGAGGCCGACCACGCUCUUCUCACUCCCGCACCCUUCCGAGAGAGCCCUCGCAAGAGACAGUCGCGAGCAAUGAGCGCGCAAUUGCCGCCCGCGUCCGAUACCGAUACAGCCCCAGAGACCGAAACAGCUCGGUCUGUCAGGCGCGAUCGCCGCGCCACCCCCGUGCCAAAACUGGAGCCGCCAGAGGAAGACGAAUUCUUCAAGCGAACCCCCGAGACUGAGGGCGUCUUUUCCAGCGACAACCCCUUCCAGAGCGGAGCCAACUCACCAAUGACACCCCUUAAAACCCCCACCAACCGUCGCAAGACGACGGGCCUCGAGUCGGUACGGAAACAAACACCCGCCACUGCUCGUCGCCGGACCGAUGGGUAUGCCUUCAAAGAUGCCGAGGAGCCUUCCACCAUUGCUCGGAGCAUUGAGAUGCCCCUCAGCCGGGUCGCCACGGCCAAACCACGCGAGAUUGAACCCGACGAGGAGUUCACUCCCGAAGAACAACUGGCGCUCAAUCAGGAGGAAGCCGCCCGCCCAGAGUUGACCGUUUCCCGGAGAGGUCCACGCCCUGUCAAGCGCAGCUCAAGCUUGUCGACCCCUAUAUGGGUUCUUAUCACCACUCUGCUUGCUGCCUAUGUGGCUUGGUACAGACAAGAGAAGGUUGCAGUGGGAUACUGCGGGCUUGGCCGAGAGCCGACCCAGCUGAUCCCAACCAACAUCCAGCUCCCAGAAUGGGCUGCAGAAAUGGGCGCCAAGCUCGAUAUUCAGAAUGUCCAGGUCCCUGACUGGAUUAUUCCCGUUUUUGAACCGCAAUGCGAACCAUGUCCGCCGCAUGCCUACUGUUACGAGGGCUUCACGGCUCGCUGCGAGUCCGACUUCAUCUUGAAGCCUCACCCGCUUUCCCUCGGGGGCCUUGUUCCUCUACCACCUACGUGCGAGCCGGACGGCGAGAAAGUUCGGCGAGUCCAGGCUGUUGCCGACAAGGCGGUGGAGGAACUCCGCGACCGGAGGGCCAAGUACGAGUGCGGUGAGCCGGUCGAUCCGGAAGGCGGCCCUCUAGACAGCCCUGCCAUUGAUGAGCAGGAGCUCAAGGAGAUCCUCAGCAAGAAGCGCAGCAAAAGAAUGGCCGCUGAAGAAUUCGACGAACUCUGGGCUGCGGCCAUUGGCGAGGUCAAAGCGCGUGACGAAGUCGAGGUGCAUCAAGAGGACUCUGAUGCUUCUCAAACCUCCGGUACCUCCGCCUUUCCAAACACCAAGCUAUCGUCCAGCUCUCUCGCUCGCCUUUCGUACACCUGCGCGCUCCGCCGGUCCGUCAAGCUCGGCGUGGCUCGACAUCGACUCAGCAUUGGUGGACUGAUUUUCUCGCUGCUCUCUAUCCUCUACGGCCGCCGCCGCUUCAUUCACAACCGCGCCCUGGCGGCCAGGGUGCCGGAGCUGGUGGACGAGGUUCUCGAGCGCCUGGCGACCCAGAAAGAAGUCGCCUUUGAGGCCGACGACGAGGACGCCUUCCUCUUCCUUCCCAACCUGCGCGACGACGUACUCCGCUCGCUGCACAGCCUGUCGGACCGCGAGCGCCUCUGGCAGCUCGUGCGCGCCGUCGUCGAGCAGAACAGCAACGUCCGCACGGGCCAGCGCGAGGGCCGCAACGGCGAGGUGGGGAGGGCCUGGGAGUGGAUAGGACCCAGCAGGCUCGGCGCCCCCGGCGGCGACGGUACAGUCCGCCGGCGCAAGGUCGGCGGCGCCCGCAUAUCGUGGGGGCCGGACGUCAAGGCGGAAAUUGAGGACUCUUCCUCCGGCAGCAGGCCGCCGUCAAAUGCGCUGGAACGCAAGGCUGUUCACCGGAAGUGGGAGGAGGGCAGGCCCAUUUACUGA